Ricinus communis (castor bean) is the source of this 1756-nucleotide messenger RNA. RefSeq names its product probable cinnamyl alcohol dehydrogenase 6. NCBI's taxonomy places the organism in Eukaryota, Viridiplantae, Streptophyta, Magnoliopsida, Malpighiales, Euphorbiaceae. The coding region runs from base 450 to 1538 and encodes 362 amino acids. The transcript is spliced from 6 exons. Gene Ontology annotation, molecular function: cinnamyl-alcohol dehydrogenase activity; zinc ion binding. The record is from RefSeq and is a predicted model, not a curated record. Gene Ontology annotation, biological process: lignin biosynthetic process.
ACUUUCCCAGCAUUUUCUUCUUACCUACCGUUAUUAAAGCAUAUGAUAAUACCCCUAAUAAAAAUCCCAACAAAUUCCGACCGAACUGGCAUUACUAUUGGUCCAAACACACUCCCCAACAAUCCUUAUACUUGUCAUCAUGCUGCCAAAGUCCAAGUCAUUCGGAAAAACAAUAAUCAAUUGGAAAACAUUCAAGAGUAAAACUUUCUGGCCAUUUUCAUGUCCUUCCUUAGUGGUGUAAAACCAUUGACUGACUCCAAAUACUUUUAGUUUUGCAAUGAUAUUUUCUUUCGAAUACUAAUACUUCUCCCAAAUUGAAUUAAAUUAAAUCACGCAACUCUUGCUAUGGAGGUCAUUUAUUAUAAAUAGCAGAAGGCAGUAGUGAAGAGAGCAAGCAACCUCCUUUCAACUUUCAGAUCUGUUCUUUUUCCUCUCCUUUCUGUCUAGUCAUGACUCAAACAACUCCAAACCAUACCCAAACUGUUUCUGGCUGGGCAGCUCACGAUUCUUCUGGGAAGAUCACUCCUUACAUUUUCAAAAGAAGAGAGAAUGGCAUAAACGAUGUAACCAUAAAGAUCUUGUACUGUGGGAUCUGCCACACUGAUAUCCACCAUGCCAAGAACGACUGGGGCAUCACUAUUUACCCUGUUGUCCCAGGGCAUGAGAUUACUGGGAUCAUUACAAAAGUUGGAAGCAAUGUAAAGAACUUCAAAGUGGGAGACAGGGCUGGAGUUGGAUGCUUGGCAGCUUCUUGCUUGAAUUGUGAGUUCUGCAACAAUGAUCAGGAAAAUUAUUGCGACCAGAUACAGUUGACAUAUAAUGGCAUUUUCUGGGAUGGUAGCAUCACCUAUGGUGGCUACUCUGAGUUCUUGGUUGCAGAUCACAGGUAUGUGGUGCAUAUACCAGAAAGCCUGCCGAUGGAUGCAGCAGCGCCCUUGCUCUGCGCUGGAAUCACUGUAUUUAGCCCCAUGAAAGACAACAAACUGCUGGAUUCUCCGGGUAAAAAGAUAGGGAUAGUUGGUCUAGGGGGUCUUGGACAUGUAGCAGUAAAGUUUGGCAAGGCAUUUGGUCACCAUGUCACUGUCAUUAGUACCUCUCCAUCUAAAGAAAAAGAGGCGAAAGAACGUUUGGGCGCAGAUGAUUUCAUAGUUAGCACCAAUCCUGAACAAAUGCAGGAAGGGAAGAAGACAUUAGAUCUUAUAUUGGAUACAGUAUCAGCUAAUCACUCCCUUGGGCCAAUCUUGGAAUUGCUCAAAGUGAAUGGGACAUUGGUGGCAGUAGGUGCACCAGAAAAGCCAUUUGAGCUGCCUUCUUUCCCUUUGAUAUUUGGCAAGAGAUCAGUGAAAGGGAGCAUGACAGGAGGAAUAAAAGAAACACAAGAAAUGAUGGAUGUUUGUGGCAAGCACAACAUCACUUGCGACAUUGAGGUUGUUAAACCAGACAAAAUCAAUGAAUCCUUAGAUCGACUUGCAAGAAAUGAUGUUAGAUACCGAUUUGUCAUUGACAUUGCAGGAAACUUUAACCCAUCACAUCUUUAGAGAAGCAAGAGUAGUCUUGGUUCUCAUCUACCUAUCUUCUAGUUCACUUUGCAGGAAACUUUAACCCCUCACAUCUUUAGACAAACAGAGUAGUCUUGGUUCUCAUCUACCUAUCUUCUAGUUCACUUUGUUGUCUCAUUCAAGUCUCAGUAAACUAUUUAUCUACUUCUGUGUAUCUCUUAAGAGAUUAAUAAACAAACAAAUAACUUUUGAUUGAA